UGGCUGUCUCUUAACUUUACCCUUAUCUAACCCACAAACUCAAAGGCAAAGCCCAAGACUCAGAUUAUCAUCUUGAGAUAACCUCCAAAAAUGGCGUCUUUGGCUCAACAAUUCGCAGGCCUCAGAUGCCCACUACUCUCCGCCACGCAUCUCUCUAGAAGAAAACCAUCAUCACUAAACUACCAGAAGCUCACUUCUAAAAGUAGAGUCACUGUCUCAGCUGUGGCAAUUUCAAAUGCACAGACUAAAGAUAGACUGGAGCUCAAGCGCCUUUUUGAAGAAGCUUAUGAACGUUGUCGUACUGCCCCCAUGGAAGGUGUCUCCUUUACUCUUGAAGAAUUUCAUUCUGCUCUUGAGAAGUACGAUUUCAACUCUGAAUUGGGUGCAAAGGUAAAAGGAACAGUUUUCUGUACAGAAAAAAAUGGGGCAUUAGUUGACAUCACUGCAAAGUCUUCAGCAUAUUUGCCUGUUCAAGAGGCAUGCAUUUACAGAAUGAAAAAUGUGGAAGAAGCAGGUAUUGUUCCAGGUUUGAAAGAUGAGUUUGUGAUAAUUGGUGAAAAUGAAGCUGAUGAUAGCUUGAUCUUGAGCUUACGGUCAAUUCAGUAUGAGCUUUCCUGGGAAAGAUGCAGGCAACUUCAAGCUGAGGAUGUUGUUGUGAAGGGUAAGGUUGUUAAUGCAAAUAAAGGUGGAGUGGUUGCUGAGGUGGAGGGCCUACGUGGAUUUGUCCCUUUCUCACAGAUAUCAUCGAAAUCAACUGCAGAGGAGCUUCUGGGUAAGGAUCUUCCUCUAAAGUUUGUAGAGGUUGAUGAGGAACAGUCUAGGCUUGUCCUCAGUAACCGCAAGGCCAUGGCUGACAGCCAGGCACAGCUUGGAAUUGGAUCAGUGGUCAUUGGAACUGUACAGAGUCUGAAACCAUAUGGUGCAUUCAUUGACAUUGGUGGUAUUAAUGGCCUUCUCCAUGUCAGUCAGAUAAGUCAUGAUCGUGUCUCAGAUAUUGCCACUGUUCUUCAACCUGGUGAUACUCUGAAGGUCAUGAUAUUAAGCCAUGACCGUGAGAGGGGUCGAGUAAGUCUUUCUACAAAGAAGUUGGAGCCUACUCCAGGAGACAUGAUUCGCAAUCCAAAACUUGUUUUUGAGAAGGCUGAGGAGAUGGCACAGACAUUCAGGCAGAGAAUUGCUCAAGCAGAAGCCAUGGCUCGUGCAGAUAUGCUUAGAUUCCAGCCCGAGAGUGGCUUAACUCUCAGCUCUGAUGGAAUUUUGGGUCCACUUUCAUCGGAUUUGCCAGCUGAGGGCUUAGAUUUGGGUGAUGUUCUAUUGGCUGAAGAUUGAAAAUUUAUACAGAGAUUGCCCCCUCUGUAAUCCUAGUUGCAGAAACUCUGGUGAGCGAAAUAUUUAACUAAAGGAAGUUUCAUCUUAAGUCAUUAUCCAAUGUCUAAUUAAAGUCUGUUGAACAAUGAAAGUUUUGUAAAAUCUUACGAGACUUAUCCUAUUACAACAGUAAAUUGCAUGGCAGUAUAUUCCUUGAUUAGCCUACACUGUAAUUAUCAUAAGCUGGUGCUCAUGUUAUUUGAAGGCAUGCCCUUUGUAUAUUUCUUACAAAAUAGGGCCUAAACUUGGUAUUCAUUCUCUUCUGAAGAAUUAAAUAUCCUCAAUAAAGGUUGUUUUGUAGCUUUUCUCGUU
Mangifera indica (mango) is the source of this 1680-nucleotide messenger RNA. Its product is annotated as 30S ribosomal protein S1, chloroplastic. Gene Ontology annotation, cellular component: chloroplast stroma. The transcript is spliced from 7 exons. Lineage: Eukaryota; Viridiplantae; Streptophyta; Magnoliopsida; Sapindales; Anacardiaceae. The coding region runs from base 91 to 1329 and encodes 412 amino acids. Gene Ontology annotation, biological process: translation. Gene Ontology annotation, molecular function: mRNA binding; structural constituent of ribosome. The record is from RefSeq and is a predicted model, not a curated record.